Vitrella brassicaformis is the source of this 825-nucleotide messenger RNA. The record is from the annotation of a GenBank genome assembly. Lineage: Eukaryota; Vitrellaceae.
CUUGCCCGCCCUCUCGUCGGCCUAACUCUUCUGCAUUGCCGUAAGAACGCACUCUCCGCGACCCCUGCCGGACAGGUGACCUCCCGGUCCUUUUGCCUUCACCUCGGCACACACCUUCGUGACUUUCUCGAAGGUCAUUGGCUCCGUCAGUCCGGGAAUCUGCACACACACACACACAGACACACAAACACACACAAACACGCACACACAGAUUGGCCAAGAUGCGUCGCUUCAGGUGUGAAGAGUGUUGCUUACGGUGACUUCUAUGAUCUCCUUGACGUCGAGGUCUGCCCGACGGUAGCAGCAGGGCUUCCUGGAUCCUCUGCAGUGAGCCUCCCCCAGGUUGACUGUGAGCAUAUCAAGGACCUGACCCUCAUCAGCCUCGAUGCAGAAGACCUUGCUGCACGAAUGGCGCUUGCCGUCCGCUCCGGUGGGCUUGGUGGUGCAGUCUAAGUCCUCCUUCUUGGACGACACGGCCAGCUGUCGAACCUGCACACACACACACACACGCAGAAACAGCGUGACACAAGUGCCCGGUGGUACACAGUUCGGCAAUCAGUAAUUGAUCCCUACUGGAGCAGUGGCAGCGUUGUCGUGGUCGUCCUGGAUGUGGCGGAGGGAGGGGGAACGCUCCACGCCGGGUGCAGCGCCGACCAGCACGAGGGCACCGACAAGGCACACGAGAAGCUUCAUUGCGAGCACAAACGCGAUGGCCGAACCAACACACGAAAGAGCGAACGGUGAAAGAAGCAAGCGUGGGAUGGGAUCGAUGCGUUUCCGCCCGCGAUAUCUCUUCCCCCCAUGCAUCCCUCUCCUCGAUCUCCA